Dipodomys ordii (Ord's kangaroo rat) is the source of this 1290-nucleotide messenger RNA. It is a transcript of the gene Nqo2, whose product is annotated as NAD(P)H dehydrogenase, quinone 2. Gene Ontology annotation, cellular component: cytosol. Lineage: Eukaryota; Metazoa; Chordata; Mammalia; Rodentia; Heteromyidae. The transcript is spliced from 8 exons. Gene Ontology annotation, molecular function: NAD(P)H dehydrogenase (quinone) activity. Bases 211 to 1290 code for a protein of 359 amino acids. The record is from RefSeq and is a predicted model, not a curated record.
ACCGCCCAGUGGAGGUCUGGGAGUACGCCACGGGCCGCGCGGGGUCGCGGACCGAGCUCCUCCUCCAAGCGCAGGUGCGCUCGGGUCCGAUGCCUCCGAGGGCCCUCUCUGUCCGAGGGUUUCUCCUGUAGGUUGCUGUAGGAGGAGAGUGACUGUACCUGAAGCCCAGCCACUACACCGAAUCAGAGAGAGGCUCCAUCUUUUUCCAACAUGGCAGGUAAGAAAGUGCUCAUCAUCUAUGCACACCAAGAACCCAGAUCCUUCAAUGGAUCCCUGAAGAAAGUAGCUGUGGAAGAACUGAGCAAGCAGGGCUGCAUGGUCACCGUGUCUGAUUUGUAUGCCAUGAACUUUGAACCAAGAGCCACAAGGAAAGAUAUCACUGGUGCCCUCUCUAAUCCUGAGCUCUUCAAUUAUGGGGCAGAAGCUUAUGAAGCCUUCAAAAAGAGCUCUCUGACCAGCGACAUUGUAGAGGAGCAGAAAAAGGUGCAAGAAGCUGAUCUAGUGAUAUUUCAGUUCCCGCUGUACUGGUUCAGUGUGCCUGCUAUACUGAAGGGCUGGAUGGACAGGGUGCUGUGCCAGGGAUUUGCCUUCGACAUCCCAGGAUUCUAUGAUUCCGGUUUCCUCAAGGAUAAACUAGCCCUUCUUUCCUUAACUACCGGAGGUACAGCCGAGAUGUACACGAAAGCUGGGGUCAGUGGAGAUUUUCGGUACUUCCUGUGGCCACUCCAGAAAGCAGAAGCCAGCUGUUCCUUGCCUCUAAGAAUUGUCCACUCAUCCUUUGAGGCUGCUGCUUGUGCAGAUGUCCUAACAGGUGAGGAAAAGUGCCAUCAAGUAUUCUUCUUAUACCAAACAAGCUCGACCAGCGCCCCAGGCCUCCACCCGGGCAGGGGGCGGGGGCAGAGGGUAGUCCACACCCUCGCGCCAGCCGCGCUCCCUUCGGACCCCGAGAGCGCGGGCGGCCUCUGGAGCGGAGCGGCCUCGGGAGCGGCCGACGAGCGCGCCACCCGGGGGCUCCUCACCCCGACCGGCACCGGAGCGCGAUCGGACGCGCCCAGGGAGCGCAGGUGGACUCGACGGGACGCGGUGAGCUGGGGCGGGGGCGCGGGCUGCGCGGCUGGACGGCGCCCCCCGAGCCCGCCGAGCUCCGUGGUGGGUGCCACACCCGUCGUGGUCGUCCCUUGGCCCGUCCUGGCGAAGAGGUCGGAGCAACUUCUGCCCGGCCCACCUCCGUGUCUCCCCACCUGGGCGUCUGGAGGUUUUGCCGCGGAAGCGAAAGCACACGAAUCUUAG